Messenger RNA from Lutra lutra (Eurasian river otter), 3489 nucleotides. It is a transcript of the gene CD80, whose product is annotated as CD80 molecule. Gene Ontology annotation, molecular function: coreceptor activity. The record is from RefSeq and is a predicted model, not a curated record. The transcript is spliced from 8 exons. NCBI's taxonomy places the organism in Eukaryota, Metazoa, Chordata, Mammalia, Carnivora, Mustelidae. Gene Ontology annotation, cellular component: external side of plasma membrane. Bases 465 to 1373 code for a protein of 302 amino acids. Gene Ontology annotation, biological process: negative regulation of T cell proliferation; cellular response to lipopolysaccharide; positive regulation of T cell proliferation.
UAAGCAGUGAAGUCUGUUACCUCAGGGCUGCAGGCCUGAGCAUCAGAGACCCAUGGCAAAGCCUGGGAGGGGAACUUGGGGAGUCAGCUGGGCCGCUGAGCUUCCCUCCUAGUGGGAAAUCCCAAGAGGACUGAGAGAAGCAGAGAGGCCGAGGCCAUCUGGCAGGAAGUAUGCCAAAGAAGGGUUCCAAAUCUCCUGGUGGAUGGAUCUCCCAAUCCAAGAGAAAAAGAGGACUUGUUCUUCAGCAAGUUGUGAAAGUAAAUCCACAGUCUUUUAUAUUCAGGAGUUUGGAGACCCAGGGACACCGUACACAGUAUUUCUGCAAGCAACACAGGAGAACUGUCUGUGUGAGGCAGCUGAAUUGUGUGAGGCAGCUUCUGCUCCUGCCUGGUGCUUGCUGGGAGGUACCCAGGUUUCACUGGAUUUGAAAUUGUUCUCGCUCUCUACCCUAAGCCGCAGAAGCCAUGGAUCACCCAGCGAAGCGGAGAACACCACCACUCGAGCACCCAUAUCUCAAGCUCUUUCAGCUCCUGAUGCUAGCAAGUCUUUUUUACUUCUGUUCAGGCAUCAUCCAGGUGAACAAGACAGUGAAAGAAGUAGCAGUACUAUCUUGUAAUUACAACAUUUCCACUCAAGAACUGACAGAAGUUCGAAUCUAUUGGCAAAAGGAUGAUGAAAUGGUCGUGGCCAUCAUGUCUGGAAAACAGCAAGUGUGGCCCAAGUAUAAGAAUCGCACCUUCACUGACUUCACCAAGAACCUCUCCAUUGUGAUCCUGGCUCUGCGCCUGUCAGACAAUGGCAAAUACACCUGCAUCGUUCAAAAGCCCGAAAAAGGGUCUUACAAAGUGCAACACAUGACUUCAGUGAUGUUAUUGGUCAGAGCUGACUUCCCUGUCCCUACUAUAACUGACCUUGGAACUCCAUCAUGUAACAUCAGAAGGAUAAUGUGUUCAACCUCUGGAGGUUUUCCAAAGCCUCACCUCUCCUGGUUGGAACAUGAAGAAGAAUUAAAUGCAAUCAACACAACAGUUUCCCAAGAUCCUGAAACUGAGCUCUACACUAUUAGCAGUGAACUCGAUUUCAAUAUAACCAACAACCAUAGCUUUGUGUGUCUUGUCAAGUAUGGAGACUUAACAGUAUCUCAGAUCUUCAACUGGGAAAAAUUUGAGCCACCCCAUACUGAUAAUCCAGUCCAGCUCUGGGUCAUCUUAAUCUCAGUAGUAAGUGGGAUUGUUGCGAUCAUUGCCGUUAUAGGAAGCUGCCUAACCUACAGACUUGCUACAAGGUGGAGAUGGGAAAAGAGGAAUGAGGAAGGCGUGGACAUGGAAAAGAUCUCACCUAUCUACCUAGGAUCUGCCCAAACAUCUGUAUAAGCAGAACAUCUGGAGGUCCCACCUCCAUCUUAGGUUGACCUCUUCUUUGAAUUUCUUCAGAUGGCCAGGAUUAUCCUAGGAUUAUUCUCUAGGAGCCUCUUCCUUUCAGUGGCCCUGCAAAAAGUGACCAGAGGAAUAUGGUGGGGACAUAAGUAGCUCUGGUAACCUUGGUCAAAGAAUUUAGAAACAAAGAAUUGUCCAGGCCUGGAAGAGACAUUCGAAAACACUUGUCUCAUUAAUGACAAGGAAAUCAAGGCCCAGGGGGUGACCUGGAUAAAGGCCUGAGCCAGAAUCCAGAUUUCCUAUCUCUGGUGCUCUUUUCCAUUAGUCUGGCUCUGUGCUAUUAACCGGUGUGUUUAUAUAUACACACAUCAGUCAAAAUGCUUCUGGAAAAAGAAUUUGUCCAAUGUCAGGUCAACUUUUUAGACUUGAUCGGAUACAACACUGGAGCAUUUUGUGUUGUUAUAAAAAGGAAUCUGAUGUUAAUGUGUGAGUAGUAUGCUGGUACAUAUACCAGUGUGAGGAUGAUGGAAACAUUACUGGUGUUAACCAAUAUUUCAUUUUUCAUUGUGCUCUCCCACUUCCCCAUCAGGCUCUGAAGAAAGUAGAUUUAUCCCAAACUAAUAUCCUCUGACAUGUAAGAUCAAUGACUUAUACACCUCAGAGCAAUAGGUUGGAGAGGGAUAGGUUGGUUUACAGAGUCACAUCCCACUGGUUCAUAUUGGACUGAUAAUCUCUUUAAAUGGCUUUAUGCUAGUUUAACCUCAUUUGUAAAAUAUGAGAAAGUUCUCAUUUAAAAUGAGAUAGGUUUUUAUUGUGCAUUACUAACAGUAAGCUGUCUUUAGAAAUCGAUCGGAGUAAUGAAAAUAGCAUUCCAUAGGCCUUCCUUAGAUCCCUAAAGUGGCUGACUGCUGUUCCUGUGUUAUUUGCUCAUGACUCCUCUUUCUCUGAAGUUGUCUUCCACAACUCAGUGGACCAGAAGGUGGACCUAAGUGGGAGCAAUCAGACAUUGUCACUGGAAAAUCUGACGUUGGACAGGAAAUUGACCAAGCUUCUCACAUGUGGCUGGGUCUAAAACAUUUAAUUUUGGUAGCUAUAAUGGGACCAGAUUAUGCUAGAGUCUGAAGCACACUUUUAAAAUGGUUACUCUCAGAACAAAAUCACUGAGGGAAAUAAAUAAUUUAAAGCAAAGACAAGAAUUUAAAGCAAACAAAAAAAAAUAGGAAUUGCUAUAUCUAGUUAAGAUUAAUAAUCCUUAGACAUGAUCAAAAGGAGACCUCAAGAAGUCGUUACGAGCGAGGACACACCUAAGAGACAGCUUAUUUAUACUUAAAUUAUAUUAAUUACUUAUUACAUUUGAUAAAUUAUUAGUACUAUUUUUUCAAAGAGUUGUACUUUUAUUCUGAUAUUUUUAUGAUGUGAAUAAAACUAUUUUUAAAACCAACCAUCUAGUUUUUUAAUUUCUAGUUGGAGAAUUUAAUCUAUAUGUGGAUGUGAAUAAAACAAUAAACAGACUAACUGCCAAUUUGUCAGCAGUUUAUGAAUGAGAUAAUUAAGAAAAACAUGCUUUAUGGAGUGUGGCAUUAACAUGUAAAUCAUGUUAAUAAUAUACUUGUGCAGAAGUUCUUCUAUCCUUAUAAUUACUAAUAUUUGCUGUUCUCUCUCUCAUCCCCUGUGCUCCAGGGCCUCGUGCUAUGUUCCACAUGCAUCAUUUCACUUAAUACCCAUUCUGAGGUAGAUGCGAUUUCAUUGGACAGAGGGGGAAAACUGAGACCAAAGUAAAAUGGCUAUGCUAUAGGUCACGUGGCUGCAAAGCCACAUGACUGGGAUGCUACGCCAGCGAUCUGCCUCCAGAGCCUCUAAUUUCAGCUCCUACCAUCACUCAGCUACACAAACCUGGCCCCUGAAAACAGUUAUUUUCAGAAUAGGAACUAAAAACAAAGAGAUCUAACACCAAAAAAGCACUAGCAGUCUUUCCCCCUUAGUACACUUAACCCAGUUCAUUUCUCCCCCACCCCUUUCAGUAAAAGCUAUAAUCUGCAGGAUUGCAGAUUCCUUCUUAAGGAGCUAGCUCCUGAGUAUAAAGACUGUGUAUCUAUUCUAAGUAACUUCUGCA